UGCUGUAUGUAUAACGCAUGACUUAAAUAUUGGUCAGAGUGACGCGAUGUAUAAAAGCGUAGUAUAGACGAAGUUGAGAAAUCAGUUAAGGCCGAACUGUCGAGACCAUCAUUGUGAAGAAAACGUUGUGAAAUCGCUCCGACGAUUCAAGUCGUAUCUGCGUGAAACUACAUCAACAAAAUGUCCAAGUUUAUGCUGUUCGUUUGCAUCGUUUUGCUGGCUACGACCGUCAUUACGGCUGCUCCCAACUCAUGCGGUAGACACGGUGACCCUUGCGUUUCCACCAGAGACUGUUGCUCGAACAUGAGAUGUCACGUGUACGCGCAGAGGUGUCAGGUACAGAUCACCGAGGAGGACUUGUUAAAUGCACGUGAGAAGAUCCUUGGUCGGAGAGGGAAGGAUUAUUAAGUAAUUAACAGCGAUAAAUAUAUAUCGAUCAAAGUUUUCAAUGAAUCAGACUGAUUUUCAAAACAAUCUGACAUGUCUCGAAGUUAAUAAAAUAAAUCAUGCGUAAAAGCACAAUUCAA
This is a messenger RNA of Frieseomelitta varia, 527 nucleotides long. RefSeq names its product omega-conotoxin-like protein 1. Bases 181 to 408 code for a protein of 75 amino acids. The record is from RefSeq and is a predicted model, not a curated record. Lineage: Eukaryota; Metazoa; Arthropoda; Insecta; Hymenoptera; Apidae. The transcript is spliced from 3 exons.